AAAAUAUUUUUAUAAUACUUUCUGUCACUAACAGAAUCUAAGAUUAUCAUGCUUUUAAAAUAACUCAUUCUACAUGAAUUAUAAUUUAUUAAGUUAAUUAAGUAAUUAAAUAAAAUGACAGGGUAUUUAAGGAGGGGAAAUCCCGUAUGUGCCAAGAUAAAUGGCACUCCACUUAAUAUACUAAUUGUAACCAACAAACUGGUUAACUGUAUCUCAGUUAACUUACUGUAUCAGGGCAAUUACAAUAGCUGCACACUGUGCUGGAACCCAUUUUAUAAACACGUUUCUUCUCUUUAUGAUAUAUGAAUAGACAAGGCCUGAGGCACCCUUUGUUCACAGAUUAAAAUGUUUUAAAUCAAGAUUUCCUAUCCACCCCCCACCCCGCAGUGAGUUGGUUGAAGAAUAUAGUAUCUGGGAUACAAAGGAUGAAUGUGCUAAGAAGCAAACAUAAAACAUAGAUAUCUAUCUAACAAAGUAAGCUUAAACUUAAACCCUUUAUCUUAACAAAAUAUUAUGAUUUUUAUUCACUUGAUUUUGUCUUUAUAUUAUCCUGCUAAUAGUCAAGUAGAGUAAUCAAAUCCUAUACCCUUCAGUUUCCUUAUCGGUAAAACCCCUUUCAUUUACUCUCCAAGUCUAUUACUUGGAGAGAAUAGAAUCAAAUUCUAAUACUUUUUUAUUCCUUCUGAAUUUAAUGUGGGUUCACACUGUAAAAGGAUUCAUAACAAAUCAAGAUGCCUCUUCAUUCAACUAUAUUACUAUUUGUACCAGUGUAGCGACAUAGAAACUUUCCUUUGAAAAAUAGUCUCCCUGAGACCUUGUGAUGCAGAACACCUUAACAAGCUUUUGCAUCAUCAUUAAUUCCUCCAUACUUGGAAAUAAACAAAUGUAACAAUUAUGAAUUAUAAUUUUAUGACAAUUUAUCUCCCCUGGUUAGAUUAUGCAAAGGGAAAAUGGAAUUCUUUGAAGUUACACUGAUUAGAAUGUGGGGAGAUCAGGGUAUCCUCCUGCUUUGUGCUCACAAUUACUCUAGCUCAUGCAAUAUAAUGAAGUAACCUUGUAUAUUAUGCAAUUGGAUGGAAUAACAAGGUUUGUAAAAGUUAUAUACACCUUAAAAAUAGUUUACAUUUGGACCCUUAACAAAAUAUGCUUUGACUUGAAAAUAUUAAUUUCCCAAUCAAGACGCAGGGUGGCGCUGCAGGCUAAGAGUGUGAAUAAAGAGCUGUAAAAAGCUCCGUAUUCCUUUGUUGCAAAAAGGAAUCAAAUACACGGAAGAAGCUUUGCCAGCCAUACUGGGUUACCAGCGAGUUUGGGCUGGGAUAAACGAAUUUAAGAUUAAAGGCAACUUUAUGAGGAUUCUACCAAACAAGAAACCAGAAUUUAGUAUCUCCAGUUUUUUUUGUGGUUGCUAGGAAGGUUUGGAUGUAAGCGCCCGGACUCCAACAUGAAGACGCCAGAGAGAAUUCAACCAAACAGGCAAGUGGUGGCCUUUAUUUUGAUGGUGUUCUUGUCCCAGGCUUGCCCUGAGCCUAUUCGUUAUUCUGUGAUAGAAGAAACAGAGAGUGGCUCCUUUAUAGCCCAUCUGGCCAAAGAUCUGGGCCUGGGAAUUGGGGAACUGACCGCUAGGUCAGCCCGGGUGGUGUCUGACGAUGACAAGCAGCGCUUGCAACUGGAUCGUCAGACUGGAGAUUUGCUUUUGAGGGAGAAAAUAGACCGGGAAGAACUAUGUGGCUCUGUUGAACCGUGUGUACUGCAUUUCCAAGUGUUGCUGGAAACGCCGGUGCAAUUUUUUGAAGGAGAAUUAUCAAUCCAGGACAUAAAUGACCACUCCCCAGUAUUCCCGACUGGGGAAAUGCUCUUGAAAAUACCGGAGAACAGCCAGCCAGGGACUCUGUUUCCGUUGAAAUUAGCUCAGGAUUUGGAUGUGGGUAGCAAUGGCCUUCAAAAGUACACUAUCAGCCCCAAUUCUUAUUUUCAUGUUCUAACUCGAAAUCAUAGUGAGGCCAAGAAAUACCCAGAUUUGGUGCAGGACAAAGCGCUGGAUCGAGAGGAGCAGCCUGCGUUCAGCUUAACCCUCAUAGCACUGGAUGGUGGAUCUCCACCUAAGUCUGGCACCAUCACGGUGCGAAUCCUGAUCACAGACGUCAAUGACAAUGCUCCAGAGUUUGUGCACACCCCAUAUGAAGUACAGGUCUUGGAAAACAGCUCCCUAGAUUCCCCAGUACUUAGUGUCUCAGCUAAAGAUAUAGAUUCUGGAAACUUCGGGAGUGUUUCCUACGGCUUUUUCCAAGCAUCAGAUGAAAUUAAACAAACUUUCUCAAUUAAUGAAGUCACAGGAGAAAUCCGACUGACAAAGAAAUUGGAUUUUGAACACAUUAAAUCUUACCACGUAGAAAUUGAGGCCAUAGAUGGCGGAGGCCUUUCUGGAAAAGGCACUGUAGUCAUACACGUGGUGGAUGUGAACGACAAUGCCCCUGAGCUUACAAUAUCUUCACUCACCAACUCCAUCCCAGAAAAUGCUCCUGAGACUGUAGUGUCUAUCUUCAGAAUUCGAGAUAGAGACUCUGGAGACAAUGGAAAGAUGAUUUGCUCUAUUCCAGAUAAUUUGCCGUUCCUUCUAAAACCGACUUUCAAGAAUUUCUACACGCUGGUAACGGAGAGUCCCCUCGACAGAGAGAGCAGAGCCGAAUACAACAUCACUAUCACCGUCACUGACUUGGGGACCCCCAGGCUGAAAACGCAGCACAACAUAACCGUGACGGUCUCCGACGUCAACGACAACGCCCCCGCCUUCAGCCAAACCACCUACACCCUGCGCGUCCGCGAGAACAACAGCCCCGCCCUGCACAUCGGCAGCGUGAGCGCCACGGACAGGGACUCGGGCGCCAACGCCCAGGUCACCUACUCGCUGCUGCCGCCCGCGGACCCGCAGCUGCCCCUGGCCUCCCUGGUGUCCAUCAACGCGGACAACGGGCAGCUGUUCGCGCUCAGGUCCCUGGAUUACGAGGCGCUGCGGGCGUUCGAGUUCGGCGUGCGCGCGGCCGACCGCGGCUCGCCCGCGCUCAGCAGCCAGGCGCGGGUGCGCGUGCUGGUGCUGGACGACAACGACAACGCGCCCUUCGUGCUGUACCCGCCGCAGAACGGCUCUGCGCCCUGCACCGAGCUGGUGCCCAGGGCGGCCGAGGCGGGCUACCUGGUGACCAAGGUGGUGGCGGUGGACGGCGACUCGGGCCAGAACGCCUGGCUGUCGUACCAGCUGCUCAAGGCCACGGAGCCCGGGCUGUUCGGCGUGUGGGCGCACAACGGCGAGGUGCGCACGGCGCGGCUGCUGAGCGAGCGCGACGCCGUCAAGCACAGGCUGGUGGUGCUGGUCAGGGACAACGGCGAGCCGCCGCGCUCGGCCAGCGUCACGCUGCACGUGCUGCUGGUGGACGGCUUCUCGCAGCCCUACCUGCCGCUCCCGGAGGUGGCGGCGGCCGAGGCGCGGGCAGACCCGCUCACCGUCUACUUGGUCGUCGCCUUGGCGUCCGUGUCGUCGCUCUUCCUGUUCUCGGUGCUGGUGUUCGUGGCGGUGCGGCUGUGCAGGCGGAGCCGGGCGGCGUCUGCGGGUCGCUGCUCGGGGCCCGAGGGCCACUUUCCGGGCCACCUGGUGGACGUCAGCGGCGCGGGGACGCUGUCCCAGAGCUACCAGUAUGACGUGUGUCUGACGGGAGACCCUAGGACUGGUGAGUUCAAAUUCCUGAAGCCGGUAUUUCCCAACCUCUUGGUUGAAGACACUGAGAGAGAAAUAAAAGAAAACCCCAACUGCAGGAAUAGCUUUGUAUUCAGUUAAGGAUUGUAUUUGGUCAAGUCAGCCUCUCCUUAAUUUUGGUCAACCUAACUCCCAUUGCAACACCUUUCUUUUAAAAAAAAUUUGUUGUCUAAAUAUGUACACCUCUAUUCCAACCUAUGCGUGUCCCUGAUUGUGCCAAAUUUUUCUCCUUUUAUUAAUAUUCAUUGGACUUGGCAUUUUUAGUUAACUGAUUAAGUAUGUAUAUUCUCCAUAUUUGACCUUCUCUUGGUGAUUAAUCUUUCCAUAACUAUAAAUUACUCAAGUAGCAUAAGAAGAAAUUUUAUUUAAAUCGACUUCUUAAUGUCUUAAAGCUUUUAUGUAAUUAUGCAUUUCUCUAUAUUUGUGGUGUUCGUCUUUACCGUUAACUUUAUCUGUAGAGUGUUUGAAAUACCUAGGCUUUGUUCAUUGCUCUCCAGGCUCCUCCCUGAAUAACCAUAAGCAUAUAACUUAUUUGUUUCUCUCAGAUUGUACAUAAACAUGCACUUCCAUUAAAAUAUUAAUACACUAAAAUUGUGACUUUCUGUUGUGCACACCAUGUAUGCUAGAAUUUAAAAAAUGUAUUUGAUCGAUACUUACAUGGUACACUGUAUGUAUUCCAUAAAUACUAAUAAUAAAUUUUAAAAAUUAUUCUCAUAAAUAACUGAAGAGAAAAUCUUCUAUAAUUUGGUGUCAGGUUCACUAAACAAAACUAAGUCACUACUUGGUAAAAUCCUUUAUAACUAUUUCAGAACCUUAAAUACACCUUAGAUCCUUUCAAAGGAUGCAAAACAGGAAAGGCAUCAUUACUUCCUUGUCCUUCCUUUUCCUCUGUAAAUAAAAGUUCAAGUAUAAUGUAUAUUUCUUUUGGUUUUCCUGCAGCUUCUCCUCACCUUUCAAAAGAAAGAAUUUCUUCUGAGUUUCUCUUAUCCUAUUCAGGUUUGAUUAUUGGCUGGUACAAGAUUUUCACUUUAAAUUACUUUGCAGACAUGAACAUCCGUUAUCAACCAAAUAAUUAUUUACCUUUGAUGUCCAAGUUAUCUUCUCUUCAAUGUAGCUUUGAGGUAUUUUAUUUCAAUUUAUCAGUUUUAUGUUAAACUU
Molecule: messenger RNA, 4906 nt
Organism: Prionailurus viverrinus (fishing cat)
Lineage: Eukaryota; Metazoa; Chordata; Mammalia; Carnivora; Felidae
Gene: PCDHB4
Product: protocadherin beta 4
Exons: 1
Coding region: 1442-3829 (795 amino acids)
Biological process (GO): homophilic cell-cell adhesion
Cellular component (GO): plasma membrane
Molecular function (GO): calcium ion binding
Source: RefSeq, a predicted model, not a curated record